UUCUCUUUCUGUUUCUUUCUCCUACCAAGAGAGGAAAGAAAGAAAGAACGAAAAAAAACCGUCUUUCCCUAUAAAUAUCUGCUAGGUUUUACGUUUAUCACUGUUCUCAAUUUGUUAUUGCGAAGAUCUCAUCUUCUCAGUUUUGGUUUUAUAUUCCGUUUUUCUCUUCAGAUUUUGAAUAUUCGAUUCGGUUUUCUCUUCUCUUUUGUUACUUCGAUUCAGCUAACAGGGUAAUUGUUGCAAUGGGAAAAAAAAAACAAGAGGAAAGUGGUGCAACUGCAAAAGUUAAGGGAAGCAGCAAAGAUGUGAAAAAAGAGAAACUCUCUGUUUCAGCCAUGCUUGCUAGCAUGGACCAGAAACCUGAUAAAACAAAGAAGGGUGCGUCCUCUUUGACUGCUACUUCUGCUAAACCCAAGGCGAGGGGUCCAAAGGUUUCAUCUUACACCGAUGGGAUUGAUCUCCCACCGUCAGAUGAGGAGGAGGAAGAUUAUGCCUCUGAGGAAGAGCAAACUCAGUCUAACAGGCACCAGAGGCAGAGCUUUAAGCCACUUGAUACCUCCAUAAGCGAAAAGGAACUGAAGAAACGUGAAAAGAAGGAAAUGCUUGCUGCCCAAGUUGCCGAGCAGGCAAAACAGGAGGCCCUUAAAGAUGAUCAUGAUGCUUUCACGGUGGUAAUUGGUAGUAGGGCUUCUGUCCUUGAUGGUGAUGAUGAAGCAGAUGCUAAUGUCAAAGAUAUAACCAUAGAUAAUUUCUCUGUGUCAGCUCGUGGGAAAGAGCUUCUAAAGAAUGCCUCAGUUAAGAUAUCCCAUGGUAAAAGAUAUGGUUUGGUUGGACCAAAUGGGAUGGGAAAGUCUACCUUGUUAAAGCUUCUUGCUUGGAGGAAGAUUCCAGUGCCGAAAAAUAUUGAUGUGCUCUUGGUUGAACAGGAGGUGGUUGGUGAUGAUAGAAGUGCCCUUCAGGCAGUUGUCUCUGCAAAUGAAGAGCUAGUUAGGCUUCGAGAAGAAGUUGCAGUUUUGCAAAAUUCAUCUUCUGCUCCUGGAGGAGGGGAUGGCAGUGAUCUUAAUGGGGAUGAUGCUGGAGAAAGGCUCGCAGAACUGUACGAAAAGUUGCAGAUCUUGGGUUCAGAUGCUGCCGAAGCUCAGGCAUCAAAGAUUCUUGCUGGGUUAGGUUUCACCAAAGAAAUGCAAGGUCGUCCUACUCGGUCAUUUAGUGGUGGCUGGAGGAUGAGAAUAUCAUUGGCUAGGGCACUUUUUGUGCAACCAACACUUUUGUUAUUGGAUGAGCCAACUAACCACCUUGAUCUUAGGGCUGUUCUUUGGUUGGAGGAAUAUCUAUGCCGUUGGAAGAAAACAUUGGUGGUUGUCUCUCAUGACCGAGAUUUUCUUAAUUCAGUUUGCACGGAAAUUAUUCAUCUCCAUGAUUUCAAGCUCCAGUUCUACCGAGGAAACUUUGAUGAUUUUGAAUCAGGGUAUGAACAGCGUCGUAAAGAGAUGAAUAAGAAGUUUGAAAUUUAUGAGAAGCAGGUAAAAGCAGCAAAAAGGUCAGGGAGCCGAGUUCAGCAGGAGAAGGUAAAAGAUCGAGCUAAGUUUGCAGCUGCAAAAGAAGCGGCCAAGAGCAAGGGAAAGGGCAAGAUUGAUGAGGAUGAACCUCCAGCUGAGGCCCCGAAGAAGUGGAGAGAUUACAGUGUGGAGUUCCACUUCCCUGAGCCUACUGAACUAACGCCGCCUCUUUUUCAGAUAAUAAAUGUAAGCUUCAGUUAUCCUAAUCGGAAGGAUUUCAGGCUCUCAGAUGUUGAUUUGGGUAUUGAUAUGGGGACUCGGGUUGCCAUUGUCGGGCCUAAUGGAGCUGGUAAAUCUACUCUUCUGAACCUUAUUGCUGGUGAUCUAGUCCCAACAGAGGGUGAAGUACGAAGGAGUCAGAAGUUGAGGGUUGGGAGGUAUUCACAACACUUUGUAGAUCUACUGACUAUGGAGGAGACACCGGUACAGUAUCUUCUUCGUCUUCAUCCAGAUCAAGAGGGACUUAGCAAGCAGGAGGCUGUCCGGGCAAAACUUGGGAAAUUUGGACUUCCCAGCCAUAAUCACCUCACACCAAUUGCAAAAUUAUCUGGAGGGCAGAAAGCUCGAGUUGUUUUUACUUCAAUUUCCAUGUCAAAACCUCACAUACUGCUUUUGGAUGAACCUACAAACCAUUUGGACAUGCAAAGCAUAGAUGCUCUGGCUGAUGCACUAGACGAGUUUACUGGUGGAGUUGUCCUGGUAAGUCAUGACUCUAGGCUCAUAUCACGGGUAUGUGAGGAUGAAGAAAAGAGUCAAAUUUGGGUAGUAGAAAAUGGGACUGUGACCACAUUUCCUGGUACUUUUGAAGACUACAAAGACGAGCUGCAGAGAGAGAUUAAAGCAGAGGUUGAUGAUUGAUGUGGCAGUUAAUGCGGGCAUUAAGUUUUCCAUUAUAUUUAUAUUUUGUCAUGUAAGUGCACUAAAAUCUGCAAUUUUCUCAAAUUUGUAUUUCUUUUAUAUUUUCCUGGAGAAUAUGUGAGGGUCCACCUGUGUUGCGGAUUUGUUUGAAAUUCAGAGCCUGUUAAUCUAUGAAUUUGGCAGUGUACACUAGGAAAAAUGGAAUGCAAGCGCAGUAUGAGUUAAUAAGUAAUAUGAGUUAUGUUUGAAAUUCA
Messenger RNA from Theobroma umbraticum, 2671 nucleotides. It is a transcript of the gene ABCF4, whose product is annotated as general control non-repressible 4. The record is from RefSeq and is a predicted model, not a curated record. Gene Ontology annotation, molecular function: ATP hydrolysis activity; ATP binding. Lineage: Eukaryota; Viridiplantae; Streptophyta; Magnoliopsida; Malvales; Malvaceae.